This is a messenger RNA of Austrofundulus limnaeus, 1660 nucleotides long. Its product is annotated as 5-hydroxytryptamine receptor 3E. Lineage: Eukaryota; Metazoa; Chordata; Actinopteri; Cyprinodontiformes; Rivulidae. Gene Ontology annotation, cellular component: membrane. The record is from RefSeq and is a predicted model, not a curated record. Gene Ontology annotation, molecular function: monoatomic ion channel activity; transmembrane signaling receptor activity. The coding region runs from base 418 to 1083 and encodes 221 amino acids. Gene Ontology annotation, biological process: monoatomic ion transmembrane transport. The transcript has 3 exons.
UUAUGCUACAUCCUGUAUAUAUAAAUGUGACAGCAGAAAUAACAUCAGCAGAUGGACUCAUUGAUUAGAUGCUGUUAGGAGUUUUACUUUACAUUUAGGAAAUAUUUGAGCUUUAGGAAAAUGGCAAACCACUAUAAAAAAAAUCAGCAUUCAAAGCUAAUAGAAAUUGUUUGAAAAAUAUGAGUUUGUCAACUUCUUUAAUUAUCUGAUUUCCACUCUCUGCACAGAGAAAUAUAUCAAAAUACAAUCGUCCAGCAAUGACUCGUAUCUCGCCAGAAUAUCGAACGAGAUCAUGAUGACUCAGGGAGAAUGGAAACUGGAAAAGAUGGACACCAUCCAYUAUUUAACUGAAAACAGCUCCAGUAGCAAACUAGUGUACACGGUAAGAAGAUAUUUGUGCAGYAAGUUCUGUAACAAAUGUUCAGCAUGCAGUUAUUUGUUUAUUUUAUGUUUGACCAGGUUACCCUGCAGAGGAAACCGUUUCUUUAUGUCAUUAAUCUAAUAAUGCCUCUGCUGUUCCUGCUGGUGCUGGAUUUGGCCUCGUUCUUCAUCAGCGAGGACAGUGGGGAGAAGCUGGGCUUCAAAGUGACGAUCCUUCUGUCCAUCUUUGUUUUACUGCUGAUUCUUAAAGACAUCCUCCCAUCGACUGAAGACAACCUGCCGGUGAUGGCCAUCUACUGUGUUGUGGUUUUCUCCCUGGUGUGGAUCAGUGUCCUGGAGGCCAUGUUGGUCAGGUUCUUAAUGAACCUCCACAGUUCUCACGGUGAGGAUGAUCCAAACUCAGAAGUCAAAGUUCAAAUUCAGCAAGCUCCUCACAAAGAACCUGCUGGAGCUGAAGAGAAAGAUCAAGCGGACAAGAGCCACUUCCCCCUGGAGGAGCUCGGUGACCACGACCUGCUGAAGCUAAUCCAGGACAAAUUAAAAGCUGCUCAACUGGAAGCUGAACGGCAGAAAAAAAGAGGGAAAAAAGCUGGAUUCUGCAGAAAACUGGCUACGGUCAUUGAUGCCGUCUUCUUUGUGUUGUAUCUCGUUACUGUGGUGCUUUCUCAGGUGUGCUUGUUCAUCGUGUGGAAUUUACCGUAGUUUUACACCAGAUUACUGUCUUUAUUCUGUCAGAGCACGCUUUGAAUUGAAAAUGAGCUUUUUAUUUCUAAUUUUAAAACAUGAAAGUAUCCCUUUAAACUGUAUGUUUCUCCUCACCUUCUAUUAAAUUCUAUAUUUUUGUUCAAUUAUUUCCAGCUGUAACAAAUAUAUCAAAACAAUAAACAAAUUAUUGCUUGAAAAUAUUGUUUCUAAUUUAAUCAAUCUUUWUCCUUACAGCUGAUAAAGACGAGACUAUCAGGACUUUGUAAUGUUUUCACUUUCGUUUUCAUAAACAUUAAGAGCUACACAAAAUAUAGACUACAUUAUAUUUUAACAAUUUCUUGUUAGAAAUACAAAUUUUCUCCAUAUAAGCAAGGUURGUGGAAAGUAGGAGUGCGGCAGAAUGUUAGAAAAGAAUGUUUAACUUCUAAUAUUUAGAUAUUAGAAAUCUGAUUCAUAAAUCAGCAUGCAAUUUAGCAAACAUAUAAAAUCACAAACUAUUUGCAGAUUAGGUCAUGUUUGCAGUUUCGUCACUUGCAGUCCGUCACUGAGGUCCUCCAUCCACAUGACAGAGAGG